Molecule: messenger RNA, 829 nt
Organism: Dermatophagoides pteronyssinus (European house dust mite)
Lineage: Eukaryota; Metazoa; Arthropoda; Arachnida; Sarcoptiformes; Pyroglyphidae
Product: pyridoxine/pyridoxamine 5'-phosphate oxidase-like
Biological process (GO): pyridoxine biosynthetic process; pyridoxal 5'-phosphate biosynthetic process
Molecular function (GO): FMN binding; pyridoxamine phosphate oxidase activity
Source: RefSeq, a predicted model, not a curated record
CUUUUUAUUUUUAUUUUUUUCUUAAACUCGAUUAAAAUUCUUUGAGCUGUCAAAUUGAUUAUUUAAGUAAUAAAAAUUUUAAUGUCAAAAAAGUUAUCACUAUUUUUUAUUAUAUUUCGUCGUAUAAAUUUGUCUUCCAAAAUGUCUGCGGAUCUUAGCGAUAUGCGUAAACCUUAUUGUGAUAAAUCGGAAGCUCUCACCGAUGAGAAUAUUUUAUCUGAUCCAUUUGAACUUUUUCAUAUUUGGUUUGAAAAAGCCAAACAAAAUGCCGGCAAACAUACUGAAAUCAAUGCUGUAUGUUUAUCAACUUCAUAUCAGAAUAAACCGUCUUCCAGAAUGGUUCUUUUGAAAGGAUAUGAUCCUGAUCAAGGUUUUCGAAUAUUUACGAAUUAUGAAAGCCGUAAAGGAUUCGAAAUUGAACACAAUUCAAAUGUUGCCCUGUUGUUUUAUUGGGAAUAUCCACAACGCCAAAUUCGUAUCGAAGGACAAGCUCAUAAAGUUUCGGAAAGUAUAUCCGAUCAAUAUUUCAAUGCUCGGCCAAAGUUAUCUCGAAUCAGUGCCAUUGUUAGUCAACAAUCACAGAAAAUAGAUUCCCGUGAAACACUUGCAAAACGACAGGAAGAAGAGGAGAAAAAAUGGACAAAUUGUGAAAUAAUACCGAGGCCAAAUUUUUGGGGUGGAUAUCACAUUAUUCCUGAAAGAUUUGAAUUCUGGCAAGGACAAAGUGAUCGAUUACAUGAUCGUUUUAUUUUCGAAAAAUCUGAUCAAAAAUCAUGGUUUCAUUAUCGAAUUCAACCGUAAUAAUUGCCAAAUAUACCCUCUGUGAUUU